This is a messenger RNA of Acanthamoeba castellanii str. Neff, 345 nucleotides long. RefSeq lists its product as uncharacterized. Bases 1 to 345 code for a protein of 114 amino acids. The record is from RefSeq and is a predicted model, not a curated record. NCBI's taxonomy places the organism in Eukaryota, Discosea, Longamoebia, Acanthamoebidae. The transcript has 4 exons.
AUGGGCCGCCUUCUGAAGGUGGGGUACCCACCCAAGCCGCUCCUGGUGUCUGAUGGAGACGCGCUGGUGUUCCCCGCGCUGGUGACCAACGGCGACACCAUCACCGCCGAGCGAUCCGCGGAGCCACCCUCCCUGCCAGCCCCUCCAACGAGCGUACCCGCCACCACUCCACCACCAGCGGCCAGCACCGAAGCAGCUGCCUCGGCGCCUUCCACCGCUGCGCCACCGGUGUCACGACCAGUGCCGCCGCGAGACGAGCCUCCGCUGAACAGCGACGGCGUGCUCAUCCGACGCGUCAUCGCCGAUGACAACAGCUGCCUGUUCAACGCUGUCGGCCCCCUCUAA